Messenger RNA from Podospora anserina S mat+, 1248 nucleotides. RefSeq lists its product as uncharacterized. Bases 1 to 1248 code for a protein of 415 amino acids. Gene Ontology annotation, molecular function: tRNA-specific adenosine-34 deaminase activity. Lineage: Eukaryota; Fungi; Ascomycota; Sordariomycetes; Sordariales; Podosporaceae. Gene Ontology annotation, cellular component: nucleus; cytoplasm. The transcript is spliced from 2 exons. The record is from RefSeq and is a predicted model, not a curated record.
AUGGACGAGGAAGAGAACUCUAUCCAUCGCAUCCUUGAUGCCCAGGAGCCUAUUGUGAAGGAGCUUGUGCGUGGGGAAGUCGAACAUGGGGUCCUCAUCCCACUAAAGACGACACUGGAGCUGCGAGAUGAUUACGUGACGGCCAAAGUUCUGAUCACUCGCGUGCCUCUGAAGACAGCCAACCCCGCAAUCAUGAUGUUGCGAGAGCUACUAUCCGAAGAGGUGGUUAAGUGCUUCCCUCAUCUUCGUCGAUGCGCCAAGCCUUGCGAUUUGCCUGCCCACAUCAAAGCGAAGUUCAUGAACGAGUCCCCAGAUACCCGACAAAUCCAUACCGGAAAAUCGAACUGGAUAUACAUCAUUGCAGGGCCCGAAUCCAUGCUGAACAAGGAGGAGGUCAGACAGGAACUGACCAAGCUCGACGGCAUGGAGGGUGAGGAGGUGUUCAUCAGCAGCAUCCCGGUCCCUAUGGUUGCACCUGCUUCCCAGGUUCAGGCGGCUAUGUGGUCACAGCAAUUCUGGCCCGCCGUAUACCGCAAGAACAAUCCUCUUGGACCGCAUCCUUCGAUGAUCGCCCGCAGCACGGACGAGAUCAGUGACGAUGCGGCCAUUUGGAUGAGCCUCGCACACCAAGUCGCCCACCAGUCCGAGGCCAAAGGCUAUGGAGAGGCCAUGGGCGCUUGCGUUAUUCAACGAGAGGAAGACAAGACGACCAUUGUCGCCUUGGCUGGUGACGCUCGUUGGUGCCAGCGAGGCAAAUGCGGAGAUGGAGGCAACCCCAUGGCACACUGUGUCAUGCGUGCCAUCUCCAUGGUUGCCCAAAAGCUGGUUCGAUGCGAAAACAGACAAACUCGGACCAAUCCGGAGCCCAUUUUAGAGUAUGAGUGCUUCCAGGACAAGCCCUUGUUCGAGGAUGAAAGAAAGGUCUUUGAGCUGGAACAUCCCAGCCCAGACGGCUACUUGUGCCACGGUCUCGAGAUGUACCUGACACACGAGCCCUGCGUCAUGUGUUCCAUGGCGAUACUCCACUCUCGCAUGGGCAAGGUUGUCUUUCGUCAUCGUAUGCCGUUGACGGGCGGGCUCAGCGCGGAGGAUAGGGGUUGUGGUCAUCCCUCACUUGGGGGAGCCGAUGGCGGUCGUGGUCUUGGCCUGUUUUGGCGCCGGGAGUUGAACUGGAGCUUGAUUGCCUGGGAGUGGGAGUCAGGCGGCUGCAUGAGGCCUCUAGAGGUGGACAAAGCCAUCCAUGCCUAG